Molecule: messenger RNA, 1467 nt
Organism: Sinocyclocheilus rhinocerous
Lineage: Eukaryota; Metazoa; Chordata; Actinopteri; Cypriniformes; Cyprinidae
Product: GTPase IMAP family member 8-like
Exons: 4
Coding region: 1-1467 (488 amino acids)
Molecular function (GO): GTP binding; ubiquitin binding; phosphatidylinositol binding
Source: RefSeq, a predicted model, not a curated record
AUGAGCAAAAGAGUACCUCUAAUUUCAAAAGAAGAUGACUUUAAUGUGGCAGGAUCGGUUUCAAAUGAACUCAGGAUUGUUCUGGUGGGUAAAACUGGAUCAGGAAAGAGUUCAACAGGAAACACCAUCCUGAAUCUACAGUAUUUUAAAAAGGAUGUCUCACCAGAGUCAGUUACUACAACCAGUGAGAGACAUGAUGUAAAGACUGAUGACCGGAUCAUCUCAGUCAUCGACACUCCAGGCUUGUUUGAUACAAGAAUGACAAAACCGGAAAUUAAGAAUGAAAUAAGGAAGUGUGUCUACAUGUCUGUUCCUGGUCCUCAUGCAUUUCUGCUGGCCAUCAAAGUGGGGAGGUUCACAGAUGAAGAGAAGAGUGCAGUCAAAUGGAUUCAGGAGAACUUUGGAGAAGAAGCUGCAUGUUACACCAUCAUUCUGUUCACUCACACAGAUGCACUAGAGGAGAAACCAUUAGAUGGGUAUAUCAGAGAAAGUAAUGAUCUCAAGGCUCUUGUUAAUGAGUGUGGUGGCAGAUUUCACUCAAUCAACAAUAAAGACAUUGAGAACCGCUCUCAGGUCACAGAACUGCUGAAGAAGAUUGAGAAGAUGGUGGAGAAGAAUGGAGGACAACAUUACACUGAUGAGAUGUUUCAGCAAGCUCAGAGAAGGAUACUUGAUAGAGUACAAUUCUGGUCAGAGAAACCUCGUAUUGUGCUGCUGGGUAAAACUGGAUCAGGAAAGACCAGAGUGGUGGAAACCAUCCUGGGCAGAGAGAGGAGAAAUUCACCAAAUCCGGAACCCUUUGAAGUACAUGAAGCAAAUGUGGAUAAAAAGAGCAUGCAAAUAAUUGACACUCCAGGACUGAUUGAUGCAUCAAAAGAGAAGAUGAAAAAAGAUGAAAUAGAGAAGUUUGUCUGGAUGUCUGCUCCUGGUCCUCAUGUGUUUCUGCUGGUCAUCAGACUGGACACGAGAUUCACAGACGAAAAGAAAAACACAGAGAAAUGGAUUCAGGAGAACAUUGGAGAAGAUGCAGUACAUUACACCAUCAUUCUGUUCACUCACGCAGAUGCACUAGAGGAGAAACCAUUAGAUGAGUAUAUCAGAGAAAGUAAUGAUCUCAAGGCUCUUGUUAAUGAGUGUGGUGGCAGAUUUCACUCAAUCAACAAUAAAGACAUUGAGAACCGCUCUCAGGUCACAGAGCUGCUGGAGAAGAUUGAAAACAUGGCAGAAGGAAAUGGAUGGAGAUACUACACAAAUCAGAUGUUUAAAGAAAUUCUCAGCAGAAAAGAACGUAGACUACGUAAGGUUUCAGUAGCAAUUGGAUCAGCAGGAGUAGCAGCCAUAAUAACAGGUGGUGCUGUUCUGGGAGCAACAACAUUGGUCAUUGCACCGGCACUAGUUCUUGCAGGAGGAGGUCUAGCUGUAGCUGGAGGAAUAGCAAUUUAUAAAAAGUUUUCAAAGAAAGAUUAG